Rosa chinensis is the source of this 2602-nucleotide messenger RNA. Its product is annotated as serine/threonine-protein kinase STY13. Gene Ontology annotation, molecular function: ATP binding; protein kinase activity. The record is from RefSeq and is a predicted model, not a curated record. The coding region runs from base 902 to 2083 and encodes 393 amino acids. Gene Ontology annotation, cellular component: plasma membrane. NCBI's taxonomy places the organism in Eukaryota, Viridiplantae, Streptophyta, Magnoliopsida, Rosales, Rosaceae. Gene Ontology annotation, biological process: protein phosphorylation. The transcript is spliced from 7 exons.
AGUUUCGAGUUUUCCUUAAAAUUUUUGAAACAGUCGCUCGCUCUCGAAAGCCAGCCGUACACUCGGCAACCCCGCGCUUCUCUCUCGCCUCUCCUUCCAUUUCGCUCUUCCUCUCUAUAUCUCUCCUCCAUUCCUCUUCUCCCUCCUGGGCUUUUCGUCUUUUGCCUCAAAUCUCAUCCUCCUCCUCAAACCCGUAAAGCCCCACCACCCCUGAAAAUCUUCACCCUUCAUGCCUCUGUUUUCAAAUCUCCUCCUUUCUUCAUCACUUUCUCCAUUCCUCUGCAUUCGUAUUUGAAAGUAUCUUCAAAGUCUAAAAAAGCUUUUACGUAUUCUUAAUUCGAAUUCUUGUUCUUUUAGGCUAAUUCAAAGUCAGCAUUUUCGUCUCCAUAUAUUCUCUUUUUUGUUGUUUGUGGGGGAUUUUGCACGCCGUACUUAUCCGUGGGUUGGAUUGUACCUGAAGGGUCUGUGGUCUUCAACUUUAUUGUAUUGGAAUUCUUAUUGUUUUUUCAAUUCUGGGUCAUCGGUCGUUGGUCCUAUACCAUUGUGGAAUCGGGUCGUUUUCUUUGAGUUUACUCUGAUCCAUUCUGUUCUUCCUUUUUAGAAUAGAAAAAAGGAAAAAGUGGUUGGUGAUGGGGUGCUUGAGAUUUGGACGUUUGUUUUGUUUGUAGUACUUUCAGAAUAUAAAAGAAGGGAAAGCUGUUCUGGUAACACAACUUGGUUUCUGGUUUGAGGUCAGCAGUAGAGACAAUUGGGGUUGUUGUGAUUACCUGAUUAGGUUUCGAUUAGAUCAGAUUCAUUCGGUUUUUUUCCUUUCCAUUCAAGGAAUAUGCUUCGUUGAUUCUGUUUCGUUUCGUUUACUGUCUGGUAAUUGGAAUUUUCUAUUUGGGUUGUUCUGCAUUCAAUGUCGGAAAUGGAUCCAAUGACAAGUGACAAUAUUGAGGAGGUCAAUGUAGAAAAGAAGAUGGAUCACCUCGAAGGCGGUGAAAAUUCAAAAAUCAAGGGUACUGGAAGUGUUAGUAACAAAGAAAUGAUUUUCAGAGCAGAUAAAAUUGAUUUGAAAAACUUAGAUAUACAGCUUGAGAAGCAUUUGAGCAGGGUUUGGUCCAAAAUUGAGGACAAAAGGCCUAAAGAAGAGUGGGAGAUUGAUUUAGCUAAAUUGGAUAUAAGAUAUGUUGUAGCUCAAGGGACCUAUGGUACUGUAUACAGGGGUAUUUAUGAUGAACAAGAUGUUGCAGUGAAGCUGUUGGACUGGGGGGAGGAUGGUUAUGCCACAGCUGCUGAAACUGCUGCUCUGCGGGCAUCAUUUCAAAAAGAAGUUGCUGUUUGGCACAAGCUUGACCAUCCUAAUGUUACAAGGUUCAUUGGAGCUUCAAUGGGAACUUCUAAUCUUAAGAUUCCUUCAAAAAACUCUUCAAGCGAUGAUCCAAAUUCUCAUCCUGCUAGAGCAUGUUGUGUUGUUGUGGAGUUUCUUGCUGGUGGGACACUAAAACAAUAUUUGAUAAAAAACAGAAAAAAGAAACUUGCCUUGAAGGUUGUGAUCCAACUUGCUUUGGACCUCUCAAGAGGUCUUAGCUAUCUGCAUUCCAAGAAAAUUGUGCACCGUGAUGUCAAAACAGAAAAUAUGUUGCUGGAUAUCGAUAGAAACUUAAAAAUAGCUGAUUUUGGUGUUGCUCGCGUUGAAGCUCAAAAUCCAAGGGACAUGACUGGUGAAACCGGCACCUUAGGAUACAUGGCUCCAGAGGUUCUGGAUGGUAAGCCAUAUAAUAGAAGGUGCGAUGUCUACAGUUUUGGCAUAUGCUUAUGGGAAAUGUACUGCUGCGAUAUGCCUUACCCUGACCUUAGCUUUGCUGAUGUAUCAUCUGCUGUUGUUCGACAGAACUUACGACCAGAAAUUCCGAGAUGUUGUCCUAGUUCUUUGGCUAGUGUCAUGCGGAAGUGCUGGGAUGGAAAUGCAAAUAAACGACCUGAAAUGGAUGAGGUGGUGAGAAUGUUGGAAGCAAUUGAUACAAGCAAAGGAGGUGGAAUGAUACCUGAAGACAAAAAUCCGGGCUGUUUCUGUUUUGCCCCUGCUCGCGGUCCUUGAUGUUGUUAUCCUUAUUUGUACCCCUGCCUGCACCAAAAGAAAUUGAUUGGGUGUUUUUUAUGCCAAAAAGAUGAUCAAAACAAAAGCAAAAGAGAAGGAUGAUAAUUUUUUUUAUCUUAGACAUCCUUUUGAGCUUCAGAUUUGCCUCCUAGUUUGACAAUCCCCCUUUGUUCUUGGAGUGAAUGAGCAAAGAAAGGUUCUAUUAAUUUACAUCCGAACUGUAUAUGCAGCUUGUGUUUUAUCAGUGUUUUAAUUGUGAGUCGAGUAUAUGAAAUGGUCGAAGGUAUUGCUGAUGGUUGAUAGACUAAGCUGUUCAUGCAUCGGAGAAAAGAGGUGAUGUUCAAAGUCGCAUACAUGACGGCAUGAGUCAUGAUAAUCAGCCAUAAGAUCCUUGCUUAAGUUGUUUAGUGUGGUUCCACUUUAUUGUUCUAUUCCUAAUUUCCUAUAUAUUUGCCCUUGUUUAAUGUUGAUGAUGGAUGAAGGUUAAACUAAUCAAAGAUCGAGUCUUUUACCCUUUCA